Molecule: messenger RNA, 11287 nt
Organism: Rhincodon typus (whale shark)
Lineage: Eukaryota; Metazoa; Chordata; Chondrichthyes; Orectolobiformes; Rhincodontidae
Gene: cttnbp2nlb
Product: CTTNBP2 N-terminal like b
Exons: 5
Coding region: 389-2557 (722 amino acids)
Source: RefSeq, a predicted model, not a curated record
UCAGAGUUAACAUUUUCGGGUCCGGUAACCCUUCCUCAGGACAGAACCACUUCUUGGGCGGAGCUCACACUCUGUCCGCCCCCUUCCGGAAAGGGUCGAAGGGAAGGGGGGGGUGGGGCAAACACUGCCGCGCACGCGCAGACCAUCACAGGCCGACGGCAGGGCGGGAACGUGUAGGGCGUGGCUCUGCGUUAACCCGCCCCCUAGACCUCAUCCGAUUGGCUAACAGGCGCAGCAAUCCGAGCCAAUUAUUGGACAGAAUGGCUGUCAGGCAGCCUCGAUGACGUCCCCAGGCCGAAAGAGGCGGGCGAAAAAAAAAGUGAGAGAGAAAAAAAGAUCUGAGAUUUUCCGCCGGCUUCGGAGAGCAGAGGGGCAGUAAAUAGCCAACAUGAAUUUGGAAAAUCUCAGCAAGUCAGAAUUGCUGAUGUUCUUCAGUGUCCUUGAAGGAGAACUUGAAGCAAGAGAUAUGGUGAUUGAAUCAUUACAAGCACAGCACAGAGAUCGUUUCAUCCAAGAGCGCUAUGGAAAAUAUGACAUCAGUGACCCAUUCCUUGCUCUACAAAGGGAUUGUGAGUCGAUCAGGGGUGGAAACUGUGGUGACAAGCAGCCUGUGUGUACCAACCCACUAUCUGUACUCAAAGUGGUAAUGACACAGUGCAAGAAGAUGCAGGAACGAAUGGUAUCCCAGCUGGCUGCUGCAGAGAGCAGACACCGUAAGGUUAUUAUGGAUCUGGAAGAAGAGAGACGAAGACACGCCCAGGACACAGCUGAAGGGGAUGAUGUGACCUACAUGCUGGAGAAAGAGCGUGAACGACUCACUCAGCAGCUUGAAUUUGAGAAGUCACAGGUGAAGAAGGUAGAAAAGGAACAGAAGAAGCUGUCUACACAGCUGGAGGAGGAACGAACAAGACACAAACAGUUAACCACUGUUCUGAUGAAAGAAUGCAAAAAAGCAAACAACAAGGCUGCAGAGGAAGUUCAGAAAACUGCAGAAUUGAAACUCAAGCUGGAGAAAGAGAUGGCCAAAAGCAGCGAGCAAGAGGAGGAGUUGGCCGCCGAGAAACGGCGAGCUUUGCAAAGGGAGGCCCAAAUGGAGAAACAGCUUUCCGAGUUUGAUACUGAGAAGGAGCAACUGCGAGCAAGGCUAAACCGGGAAGAAAACCGGGCACGAGCCCUCAAUGAGGAAGUGCAAAGUUUAAAGCAAGUUAUUGAAGAGUUUAAAAAUAAAACCGAAAGUUCCAAUAAAGUAGUAGCAAAUGAACCAAAAUCACAAGUAACCUUUCCAUUGGAGGCUGGUGCUAAGAAAAGCAAGACGAUAUCCCCUUCAUGCCAAACUGAUUGUGGUCAUGUGAAAGUGCCUAAUGGAAGUGAUGUAAAAGAAAAACACUGCACAUCAUCAACGCCGACUGCAGUUGUUCCACAACUAAAUGGACAUUGCGCAGCAUUUAUGGUUAAUGAUGGGGAUGAUCAGUCACCUGACGGCAAUGGUGUAGAUAUUCUUUUCUCUACUGAGAGCAAAGUACCGUCUCCAUCUCCAGAGCACUCACUUGAAAAUGGAAGUGGUAAUGUGGCUUCUUGUGCUGUCCCACAUUUCACAGGUGGAACCUCAGUUUCUCCAAGCAACACUGUGAACUCUUCAGCUGCUUCCUCUGUAUCAUCUUCCCCAUGUUCAUCACCUGUGUUGACAAAGCGACUCACUAGUUCAACAAGCCCCAGCAUCAGCUUCCAGUCAUCCUACCAGGCUGGGCUGAACCAAAGGUUUCAUGCAGCUCGAUUUAAAUUCCAAGCUCAAGCAGAGCAAGAUCAACAGACCGGUGCAUUACAAAGUCCUCCUCCAAGGGAUCUGUCACCCACUACCUCUGAUAGUUCAGCAGCCAAACAGUUAGCUCGAAAUACUGUAACCCAAGUCCUCUCUAGGUUCACAAGCCAGCCAGGAACUCUGAAAACUGCAAAUAAUUCCCCCUUUGGUACUGACUACCGACAUUUGGGUAGUUCAGCAAAAACACCAACUGGUGAUGUUAAUCAUUCACCGACUUCCAGUAAAGUCUCGAGUCCACCAUGUCCAAUGGCUCCUGGGAUAAAAUCGCCGACAGUAUCUAGAGUGGACAGAGGCAAUCCUCCUCCAAUUCCUCCUAAGAAGCCUGGCCUUGCACAAUCACCUGCAUCACCUCACCCGCUGGGUAGAGCAGCUACAGAUAGUGGACCUUCCCAGAUUGGGCUGUCUGCUAAAAAUGAAUCAAGUGUUUCCAAUUCUGUUCAACCUCAACGAUUCUUUAAUUGGCGUGAAACAGGGAUCCAUGAGGAAGCUUCAUUGAAAUGUUCACCUGAACAAGGAACAAUGAUGGGCUCUGAGGAAGGGACUGAGGGUGUAAUUCAUGUUGCACCAAUGGGGACACCAUCUAAUGAACUAAACCCUGCAGCCUCCAUGAAACUUUCAGCAGUUCCCAUGGAUGUUUGUGCUGCCACAGUGGACUUAACAAACAUCUGUGGCAUGAACAACAGUUUGAUUACACCAACCAGUAAAGAGAUUGAUAUACUUCUACCAACUAGUAGUUAAGCUGUCUAGAAAUGAAAUGUGAGUUACGCUUUUCUUAUUGCAGAUAUGAAGUUUCUCAACUGCAUCACAGUUUAUUAUUUAUUUAUAGGGCAUUCUGUACUUGUACAAUAUCCAAUUUGCUACACAUUAUUUUGUUAACUUCAGAAUUUUCUAAUUGUACAUUCUUACCUGUAUUUCUUUGUUAACGUGUUUGAUAUAUAUCUUUUAGUAGUAAUGUCAAGGCCGCUGAUUUACAGAUUAUGUGGAAAGAAUUAACUGAAUGUGCACACUAAAACAUGGGGAUAAAAAUCCUGAAAUCUCAACUAGUUAUAUGCUUAUUCAGUCAAAAUUAAUUUCCCCCAAACAAUUAGAAAUUCCAAAUGCAAUAAAAAAAAUUGUGAAUUAUCCAUCUAACAUAAAACAGUGACUAUAACUGGGCAGCAUGGUGGCUCAAUAGCUAACAUUGCUGCCCCACAGCACCAGGGACCUGGGUUUGAUUCCAGCCUUGGGCAACUGUGUGUGAAGUUUGCACAUUCUCCCCAUGUCUGUAUGGGUUUGCUCCAGUUUCCUCCCACAGUCGAUUAGCCAUGGUGAAUUGCCCAUAGUAUCCGGGAUGUGCAGGCUAGGUGGAUUGACAUUGGGAUGGGUUUGGGGGUGGGUCUAGGUGGGAUGCUGUCCAAAGUGUCGGUGUGGACUUGGGUGGAAUGGCUUGCUUCCACACUCUAGGGAUUCUGAUUCUAACUAUUCUAUUUGUUUCACAAUCUGUCACAUAUAACUGUGCUUAUAUACUUGGAAAAACCAGCACAAAUUGGGGGAAGGUAAUGCAUUAGGGGGAAAAAAAUAAAUUGGCAAAUGCCUUUAGAUGCAAUUCAGAGCUCAAUAUGAGCUCCACCAGACUCAAAACAUUAACACACUUUCUGUCCACAGAGGCUGUCUAACCUGCUGAGUUCCUGCAGCAUUCUGUUUUUCAGUUUCCAGCAUCCACAGUAUUUUGCUUUUAUUGUAAUGAAUAUUUACUGCACUGAGCAGUAUCUCGAUGGUGAUGUUUAUAACUGCCCAUUGCAACAAUCUUUUAAAGCCUACUUUGUUGUGAUAGUAAGUUGAGGGGAGGAUAGUAUGUCAGUAUAGAAUCCCUUCAGUGCGGAAACAAGCCAUUUGGCCCAUCAAGUCCACACCAGGCCUCCGAAAAGCAUCUCACCCAGACCCGCCCACCAACCCUAUCACUGUAACACUGUAUUUUCUAUGGCUAAUCCACCUAGCCUGUACAUCUUUCGACUAUGGGAGGAAACCCACACAGACACAGGGAGAAUGUACAAAUUCCACUCAGAUGGCCACCAUAAAGGACACAGGAUUUGUUUUCUGUCACAUGACUGUAAAAUGGUUGAACCACUCAAAUUAAGUUAUAUUAUAAUCGUGAUUUUGAAAAUAAAAUGACCUGGUAGUGGUUAAGGAACUUCUUUUAAACUUAUGACUGCAUUUAAGUGCAGUAUGAUAUGUUCCAGGAAGGCCUGAAGUAAUCUUUCUUUUAAACUGCAUUAUCUAUGCCGUUUUCCCCAGGGAUGUUUCUAAAGGGUUAACGGUAAAGUGUUUGUUUUACAUCUGGGAUUCAAACUGAGUAAUUUGUACUCUUGUGGUUUACAACUUUCGACACUGCAUUCCUUAAUUGCCAAAUGUCUUCGUUGUGGUAUAUGAUGUAGUUAACUUUUAGCAUAAACAUACUAUAUUUUAGCAUAUGCAAACAGUUCUUCAGCUUGUAAGUAACAAAGUUUUGUUCUCACCACUAGACAACACAUUACAUUCAGUUAAAUUUCUGACUAUAUCUUGUGGCAAAUGUUUACCAUACAUAUUUUGAGUAGUCAUAGUGAUAAAAGAUAUAAAACUGCCAGUAGCUUGUUUAAAUUAAAUCAUCUGCUUUUAACGAAACUAAAUAAGGCAAGAACAUAAUGGUGAGCUAACGAAUCAAAAAAUGCACAUGAGCAUAUCAUAUGCAAUAUAUAAAAAGAUGUAAUGUCUAUUUUUGAUUGAAUUCAUGAAAUUGAUUUAAUAAAAUUCAUAGGAUUCUUCAUACAGUUUUUUUUUAAAAAAACCCUUCUGCCAUCCUAUCAGCAAAAACAUCUGCUUGGGAGUUCAUAUGUCAUGUUUUUCUACUGGCCAAAGGCUGGGAGAGCUUGUUGCUAGAUAUCUACUACUUUCUAUAUGCCUGAAGUAGGAUUUCAUAAGUGCCCCAGGGUACCUUGGCUUAUGAAAAUUGCUUUCUUUGCCCCUUGCAGGAAAGUGAUUAAUCUGUUGAUCACAGUUGAGAUUGGCAUAGGUAAAUCAGAAUUUAAAUAAUUUCAGAGUGUAAUAAUGCACAAUUUUAACGUCAUAAACGGUGCAUUUCAUUGUGGAUAUUAAUUUGCAUUGGCUACAAGUUUAAACAAAUUGCUGUAGAUUUCAUUCAUUAAUUUUAUAGACUCCAAAAAGUUAAUUUUUGUACCAGAUCUUCAUUAUAACCACCUUUUCCCCCAGCUGCUGCCAAACCCUGAGCUGUGGAGCCACAUGAAUUACAUUAUGUAAUUUGGAGAGAAAAACUUGGUACAACUACUAAAAUGGAAAAAAAAAUUGUACAUUUUCUUGCAUCUUAUUGUGCCUUGCAGAUCUUUGGAUAAAUUGAGUUCCCUUGAAGUGCAGUGAUUUUGGUCUUAAGGCAAAUAUAGCAGCCAUUUUAAGAAAGACUUAGAUAAAUGCUCUGUUACUUUAUUUUGCUAGAGGAGGAAUACACAUCAUGGGGAUCUCUUUGCUCUCCAAAUUCACGGUCCUUGGUACACAUCUGAAAUUGCAACUUUUGAUUUGCUGCCUCAUGCAAUGGGAUUGCACUUUUAACAGUGAACUACUCUCUCAGUAUUAUGCAAAAGUUUCAGAUUGAACUACAAUAGUUAUACUGUAACAUGUGUUUUGUUAACGUAAAUUGGCUGUAACGCGAUUGAUAAAUAGUGGAGCCUGUUUGUAUAACACAAACUUUCUGCUGUACAGGUGUGGUGAUUUUUUCCUAUAGCAAUUUCCCUAUAAAGUGAUUUUUCUAUAGCAUGAGGUCACAUAACGCAAGUAUUGUGUUAUGGGAGAACUACCUGUAGUUGCUUCAACUCUUGGUGUGAUUCACAAACCCAAAGCCUAAUUGUCACAUGAACCAAUACAAACACUAACUCUAAAACAGAUUCUUCUUAGAGGUAUGAUUUUUUUGGUAGAUAAGUUGGGGACAGAGCUAAACCAGGCUAAAGAAAUAUUUUUAAUAAAUAACUUGAUUAGUAGACUUCUAGAAAUUGUUCCAGCUCUGCCAUCAUAUGUUUCCCUUCUGUGCCCCUUUAAGUUAAUAUGCCCAUGAACAAUGUCCUCUCGUAACGUACAAUUAGCUGCACCAGGAAUGUAGUUCUAGUCAUGGUGUAUGUAAAUAAUCAGGUCCAGACAAGUUCACAACUCCCAGUCCAGGUGCAAUUUGCAGAUUUUAUAAGUAAGCAGUUUGGAAACUUCUUAUUACUCAACUGACAAAUGAACACCUCAAGUAACUACAUUUACUCCGUGUUUUACUUAAAUGUCCUUUUUUUAAAACCACACCAGAUUUUAAAAGUUUGAGGGAUAAUUAAGAAUUUAACAUAGUAUGCACUUGUCCUACCUCCCAAAGAGGAUUUCAUGGUUGAGCAUUUUAUUCAAAGAUUUAUAGGGAUUUUUAUAGUGAUGAGAGUGGCCACAUUAAGCCUUGAUUGUUUAAACAUUGCAUGCCUAGCAUGUGUAGAUGAAGGCAACAAUGUUCUCUUUGUAAAGUCUGAUCCAGUCAAUAAAAUCAUGAAUUAAUUUUCACUCGUUUGCCUAUAGUUAACUUGCUUUAGAGGGUGGAAGAGGAAAAGCUGUUGUGUUGCUGAGGGGAGAGUUGAGUUUAUUCUGUCCCAUAAAAAGUAUUUCCUCUUUAUGAAGCAGAACUUUUAUUUCCUUUUAAUACUCUUGGUAAAUUCAAAACAAUCCCAAAACCUUAUGCUAUUAUUUGUUUUAUUAGUUGUAAGUCUUGAUCCUAAAAGAAAUGAUACGUGAUUCCAAUAUAGAACCCUUCAUUUCCUAUUCUUCCUUCUUUAUCCACGCUUCUUUAAUUUCACAUUUCUUUAUAUGCUCAAUAUUGAGGAGCCAGAAAAACUAAGAGCCUGACACUCUUAGGAGACACUCUCGGCCGUUUGAAAAACGAUGAAAAAGGACUUCUAGGUAGCAAAUAUUGGCCCAAUCAAAAUCUCAGUGGUUGAUUCUAUGAGAUGGGUAGCAACCUCUGCUUUUCUGACACUAUUUAACUAUGCAGCAUUGGAACGGGUGACUGGAAUGUUGAAGCAACAUCUUCCUUAGACAAUGUGCUGUUCUGGAAAAAGUUGCUGAUUUUGUUUUCAUCUUUUUGAAAUAGACUGUUCUGCAUAUUAGCAAAACUAACAUAUUACUACUUCCAACAUGAAAUUGUCACCUUGGCUUAUGCGGUGUAAUUGAGGCAAAACUGGUAGGAUUUCUGCUUUGUCAAAUCAUCUCCCCCCCCCACCCAAAACAACCUAAUUCCUCAACAUUGAUAAGAAACAUAGUAGAAGAACUAUAUUACACUCCACAUUCCACACACCCCUCAGAUCUACUCCGAUUCAAUCACUGGCUCACCGUCUCAAGUCAUACAAAUUCCCACUUUUAAAAUAACUUAUUUAUGGUAGAGGCCAUUGAAUCCAUGCUGGCUUUCAUUGGAGCAAUCCAGCUAGCCCCAGUCACCUGAUUUGAUUCCCAUGGUUCUCCGAAUUCAUUUCGUUACAAGUGCCUGUCCACCUUCUUUAGAAGCCAUUGAUGAUUUCUGCUUAUUACCAUUAUGAGACCAUAAGAAAUCGGAACAGGAGUAGGCCAUCUAGCUCUUCAAGCCUGCACUGCCAUUAAAUAGGAUCAUGGCUGAUCUGACAUUCCUCACAUCUACUUUCCUGCCAUUUCCCCUUAACCCUUGAUUCCCCUACUGAUCAAGAAUCUUAUCUCCGUCCUAAAUAUUUGCAAGGACUCUGCCUCUGCCCCUACAGCUCUCUGUGGCCAGGAGUUUUAAAGACACUCAAUCCUCUGAGAAGAAAUUCUGCCUCAUCUCAGUCUUAAACAGACACCCCUUUAUUUUGAGACAGUCCUCUCAUCCUAAACUGUCCCAUGAGGGGAAAUAUCCUCUCAGCUUUUACCCUGUCAAGCCCCUUAAGAAUUCUAUGUAAGAUCACCUCUCAUAAGUAGCAAAUUCCAAGUCAUUACCACUUUAACUAUUUUUAGAAAGUUCCUCUUCACACUCCCUCUGCAUCUCCUGUCCAAAACCAUAAAUCUGUGUCUUCUUGUAUUCUUCAAUCAAAUCUCUUUGUUCCAAGCUAUUUCAACCUAAAUUUGUAACUAAAAUCCCACAUCCCUGCAAUCGUGGCAAAUCUCUUUUCCGCCCUCUUAAGGAUGCUCACACUCUUCCUAAACUGUGGUGACCAGAGCUGGUAAGUUAAGAUGCUACUUUCUGGGGCAUGCUGACAAAUUCAGAUACUCCCAAUCCAUAUAGAGAGAGAUAAAAACAUAAUUGUACUUCCUUACCUGUGGAACGUUCAUUAAGAAACUGUCAUUAGUCAUUAGAAAACUUGUGACUUCGCUUGCUGAGAGUGGCGUAUAACCAGGUCAUUCAACUACAUGACUGCAAAACUGCCACUAUAAGUUGUACAUAUAUCAUAUAUAUUGGAAAAUGGUCCCUCUUGUCUGUAACUAGUAAUAAUUCAGAACACAGUAUAAUAUUGCAUUGCUUGAUGUAAAUUCUACUUUUAAAAAAUUUAUAAAAGACUUCAAUAAAAAUUGUUUUUGUGAGGUAUUUAUUCCCCCCAAAGCUUAUAGGUUAUCCGACACCAAUGAUGGGGGUGGAAUCAAAGAUACAGUAGCACUGUGAAGUGUCUCUAGGUCCUCAUACAUAUAGACUUACACAGUGCAGAAGCGACCCUUGGGCCCAUCAAGUCUGCCAUCAAAAGUACACUAAAUCUACAUUAGAACUUGAAUGUCGUCGUCAGUACCAUGUUAACUUGUUCUGCACCUUCAGGGAUCUGUGGACAAGCACCCCAAGAUCCCUCUGAGCUUCCUUCUGUCCUGCUAUUCAGUGAGUUGCAGCUGAUGUUAAUUCACAGCUCCCAUGACCAUUCUUUUUAAUAUAAUUAGCAAAGCCUUAAAAGUGUUUGAAGCACUAACAUAGAAAAUAGCAGUAGGCGAUCAACCCUUCAAGCCUGCUGCAUCAUUCAGUAGGAUAAUGACUGUUUGUAUUUUCUCCCAUACUCUUUGUUCCCUUUAGCCCGACGAACAAUAUCUGACUCCUUGAAAACGUUCACUGUUUUGUUUUCAUCUGCUUUCUGUAGUAGAGAAUUCCACAGGCUCACCACUUUCAGGGUGCUAAAUGGCCCAUUCCACAUCCUUUAACUGACCUGGCAAGUAAGUUGCAAAUUAAGCUGUAGCAUUUGUUCAAUAAAUAAUUAAUGCAGAUGAACAAUGUAUCACUCAAUGGCCAGAGCACCUAGCAAGCAUCCCAUGUUGCACCGUUGAGGAAGGCCUCCCAUAUAUGUAAGUGGUCGGUGGCUGACCCCCAUCCCCAACCACUCUCUGUUUAUUGAAUGCCUGUAGUAGUGAAUUCAGACCUUUUAGUUGAUGUUAUUUGCCCACUUAAGGGCCUUAAUUGGCAGCAAGGUGGGAAGGCAGUGAGGGUCCCCAUCUGGUAGCCUGACACCUCCCCUGCCCCCCACCUCACCUCAUGGCAGGGCAUUUAAUUCUAUCCAUUGGGUGAGCAGGUUUGGAUUGAAGAGCAAACAUAGGACUAAUCUCAAAAGUCUCAUUCAAAAUGAUGAUCAUGUGGAAUAAGUUUCAAGCGAGAAAUUGAAGGGAAGUCUUCUCCAUGUUGUAAAUAAAAGUCCACACUGAUGGAUAGUUUUGAUGUAACAAUUUCUAGUCAAUGGGAACGUCAGUGAGGAGCUGAUUAUAUAGAGAAUGUGUUGUUAUAAUACAGUUUAAAUAAAUGUUAAUAUUUAUGGUAGGCUAACAGUGAGAUGCAGCCAAGCAAUUCUGUUGAUCACUUCUCAUAUUGAAAACUGCCAGAGUACAAAUUUUGCAAAAAUGCAUGACAGGAAAGUGUUUAAUUGCCGCCUUAAUUAUACCACCAAAUGUUUUACAUUUUGUUUAAAUUUAUACUUUAUUUGUGUUAGAAAAUGCUUUCAGGGUUGUUACUAUUCUGUAAGUGGAAGAAUGGUGAUAUUGGAGUAGAUUCAGAAGAAAUAGAGCAUCAUUAUAGGAAUUUUCUGCAGCAGAUUUUACCAGGAAAUGUAUGCAACUAAAUAAUCUGAUUCUUUUGUAAUGGUUGAUAGAUGUUUUUCAUAACAGUGCAAUAGGCCCUACACAGCAAUUUAGCAGCACACAUAGUCAUUGUAAAAUCACAAUAACUCAAUGCAGUGCCUUUUUAAAUUUUUUUUUCAAUUGAAAGAAAUAUGUUUUGAUACAAAAGUUGUCUAACUCUACUUGAAUCUGCAAUUCUGAACCUUGAGCCACUUCAAGUGAUCGGUACUGGUGUUCAAACAGAUCAAGUUGGUCCAGUAAUUUUCUGCUGUUUUUAAUUGUAUUGAAUGUGGAUGGUAAGUUUGACACACUUCAGUGUGUUAAUUACUUCUAGCAAAGUACUGCAAAUAUUGCAUCAACAAUUUUCAAAUUUAAGAUUAUCAUAACCAUAGCUUUACAGAUUUAUUGUGGACUCCGAGCCACUGAAAUUUUGCAAAAGUUAUUUCAUAGGAACAACUGAUACUAGACAUGAAUUCCACCUCUUGAAUUUGUGUGGGAACAACAGCAAUGGAGUUUGACAGAUUACUUAAGAAUUAAAAUUAAUUUUACUAUGAUAGUAACAUCUAGUGGCAGAUUACUAAGAACACAUCAAACCUGGCUUAAAAUUCACCAGGUUUUGCAGGAAAUUCUGUUUGCUGUGUUCUACUGGAAUAAUUGAAAAUCGACAUAGGUUUUGACAAACUUGAGGCGUAUGAAACUUCAACAUUACUUCUUCCACGCACCACCUUGGCAUUUGGCCAUUUCAGGGUUUGAGGUUAUUCCUUUGACGAUAUUAUUGAGAUUUGCCAAGAAAACGCCUCUCACUAAAUACUUUAACAAACCAACUUAAACCCAGUAUAAAAUGUAUUAAAAAUUUCCCUGUUUUACACGCGGGCUGUUCAUCCAGACUAAAAUGCAUAUUUGAUAAAAUUACUGCAUGUAAUGUGUGUGCAUUUAUCAUGUACAUAAUAUAAACACACAUUAUAUAGGUGUUCUGCAGUAAAUAGUGAAAUACUUAGAUAAAGAUACAAACAGCUGACAGACAUGGUGCAUGUUUAACAUGCACCAUCUGAAGGGGCGAGUAAAUAAUUCCAGAUGAGUUUUCAGAACAUCUCGACUAUCUAUCCUAUAAUAGCUUGUUUUCUUUUCUUAGGGCAUAUUUAGGGAUAGGAGUAGGUAUGUAAGCAAUGUAUAUACCUCGUUGCAAUACAAAUGACUAUCAAUAACUAUAUCCUUUUGAGAUGUCAAGACUGUUUUUAUAUUAUGGCUUUUCUUUUUCAAUUGACUUCAUUCACUAUGCCACACGACUAUCACCAGCAAAAAUUAUUUUAAAUUGCAACUUCAGCUGACAUGUAUAUACUUGCAUACAAGCAUUUGUAUUAAGACAUACAAUAAACUGCAGCAUAAAAAGUUUAUCUGAAA